This is a messenger RNA of Hymenoscyphus albidus, 2761 nucleotides long. The record is from the annotation of a GenBank genome assembly. NCBI's taxonomy places the organism in Eukaryota, Fungi, Ascomycota, Leotiomycetes, Helotiales, Helotiaceae.
GAGCAACCGACAAUUAUUACAAUAUAACUUCGCAACGCCAAAUUCAUUCGCCGGAUACGGAUAUUUGGUUGAAAACUUUGGACCUAUGAUAGCAGUUGAUUCCUUUUGAGCUAGCGAUAAGUCGCAUCUCAUUAUGGUUUCUCUGUUGUCUUCAAUUCGGGCGCCUGCCCCCGCCACAGCCUCGAAAUCCCCCAAACCACUCAUCCGACCAACAACCACAGGAAAGCGCCGCAAGAUCGAGGACAUCGAUUUCGACGAUGAAAUUGCCGCCGAUUCGAAUCCUCCUAAGAAGCCUCGAGUUACCUUUAACCCCGACGUCGAGAAACGCGAGAUUGUCGAGUAUUCCGCCAAAGGGCGAAGCCUAGACAAGAUACGCACAGAGGUCCGUCGGGCACUUGAGAGUUAUGCGAAGGGCGACAACGAAGGCUAUACUAUACUCCGAGCAGUGUUUUCCCGUCGACAGGAGAAUGAUGACGAGGAUGAGGAUGAGCAGGAGGAUGAGGAUGAGGUAGAGCAGCGGCUGGAGAUUAGGUCAUAUGUCAUUGCGCUCACCGGUUAUGCGUCGCAUCUGGAUAAGUCUUGCUCAACGCUGGUCACGGAUAUACUACAUUGUGAAUGGAUGGGUAGAGAUGAGGCCUUUAUCAAGUCAUACAUCAAAUUUCUCGGUAGUUUGGCUAGUGCACAGGGUGCGUAUGUGGGAAAAGUCCUCGAAAUGCUGGUCGGAUACUUCGCUGGAAGUAAGUAUAUCCUGUAUAUGGGCACAUCUUAAUGAGCAUUUCUGAUCUUUACAGUCCGAUUUUCGAGCGGCCGUCUUCCUGGUCAUCCGGACGUAAAACGCGACGAAAUGGCAUCGAGAGUUCAUGGCGCACUCAAAUACCUCCUCCAUCUUAUCCCAUCUGCCAGUGGAAUCAUCUCUCCAAUCCUUUCCAUUAGAUUCCCCGACCCCGAAGAUUCGAAAAGUCUUCACGUCCAUUUUGUUCGCAAUCUUUUUCGCUUGAUGGAAUACGCACCAGAGUUGAAGUCUGAUAUCUUUGCUCUAGUCACGGAGAAAAUUGUCAAUAUUGAUGUAAAAAUGCAAUUGCGAUUAGAGGACGAGGACGAAAUUGCUACGGCAGUUAUGAAAGCUAUUACAAUGAGUGGAAAAGGCACCAACGAAACUGGGGACGAUGGCACCGAUAGUGAUGAGGACUCUCUUACCAGCGAUGACGAUGACGAUCUCGAAAGCGAUUCGAGAAAAAUCCAGCAAGCUCAGUCCCAGGUCGAAAAAAUGGAUGCUAUGCUCGACAUACUUUUCACCAUGUAUAGCCCUUAUUUUACGGAUACGCACAGUCACGAAGCAAUCUCCACGUUUGAGAUGUUACUGACGCAUUUUGCCAAUAUCAUCCUACCGACCUAUCGAUCUCGCCACACACAGUUUCUUCUUUUUCACUUUGCACAACGCGGAGAUCAUCUUGUCGACCAAUUCUGUGGUACUUGUGUUCAAUUAACAUUCGAGUCGAGUAGACCAGCGGUCCUCCGAAAUUCUGCGGCUUCUUAUCUUGCCAGUUUUGUCUCUCGGGGCAAACAAGUAGCUGGACACGUUGUACGGACAGUAUUUGAACUUAUUGGCAACAAUCUAGAGAUUACUCGAAUCGAGAAUGAGCUCACUUGUCGCGGUCCUGAUCUUCGACGGUACGGUACUUUCUACGCUAUGACGCAAGCUCUUUUGUACAUAUUCUGUUUCAGAUGGCGAGAUCUACUGGUCAACGAGACAGACGAGGAUGAUGUUGAUUCAUUUCUCAACGAGAACUUAGAGUGGAUACCGGGAGUCAAAAAUACCCUUCACAACGUUAUCUACUCGAAGCUCAACCCCCUCAAGGUCUGCUCUCCGAAUAUUGUCGACGAAUUUGCCAGGAUCGCCCUGCACCUUAAAUUCAUGUAUGUCUUUCCACUUUUGGAGGCCAACAAGCGAAUUCGACUCAGUCAAUUUGCUCUUGGUGUUGGUAGUGGUGCGCUUCGAGAUGUUGGAGGCUCGAGUAAUGACAGUUACCAUCAAUUGGAGACACAUUUUCCAUUCGACCCUUACUAUCUGCCCAAAAGCAGAGUCUGGGUUGAUGAUGAUUAUGUCGAAUGGCAGGCUAUCCCCGGAUUGGACGUAGAAGAGGAUAGUGAUGAUGAAUCGGGUGAAGAAGAAGAGGAAGAUAUUGAGGUCGUGGACGACGAUACAGCGACUGAUGACGAUAAAUGAUUGGGAGGGAAUUGGAGCGAUAUUUGGAUUUGUUUGGCGUUUUUGGGAAGGGACUGGGCUCUGUUGGGCUCGGCUAGAUUUGGAGUUUUGCGGAGUAUUUUGCAAUGAUCGAAAAUGAUCAAUUGGCGUUAGGGGAUGGGAGGAAGGGUGAAUACUCUUGAUCUGUAUUGGCAUUUGCGUUUUGCAUUUUGCAUUGGCAAUUGAGAAGGUACGAUAUGGGGCGCUGAGGAAAGAUGUCUAUAUCCUUGAUAUAGCAUUGGAAUCUUCGGGUUUCCCACUUCCAGUAUUAGAGUGAGAAGGUUCAGGACGAACGGACGGACGGGAAAAUAUUUGGGCCAAGAUUUCAUUCACAUGGCUUUUUGUGAAUCGUUGGGUUGGGGGAGGGGUGGAACAAUGCUGGCUUGCUUUCUGAUGAUGAGUUGAGCUGAGCGAGAGGUUAUUGGUUAUUGGUGGUUGGUAGUUCGAGUGGGUACCUUACCUACUCUACUACUCCAGUAUAGCGAAGAUCUAGUUAGGGAAAAAAUGGAAAAAUAA